AUGUCCGAAGUCCAGGCGCAGGACGAGAACAAGCCCAGGCUGACCGAGGCCCAAAAGCGCCAGAAUCACAUCAGCAGUGAACAAAAACGCCGCCAAGCCAUCCGCGACGGCUUCGACAAGCUGUCCAACAUGGUCCCUGGUCUCGAAGGAAUGGGCCGCUCCGAGGGCCUCGUCCUGAACAGGACUGUCGAGCAUAUUUUGCUGCAGAUCCAGGAGCGCAAAGACCUCAUCGCUCAGAUUGAGGCCAAGGGGAUCGUUGUCGAUGAUGUGUAUAAGCGGUGA
Messenger RNA from Cryphonectria parasitica EP155, 282 nucleotides. RefSeq lists its product as uncharacterized. The coding region runs from base 1 to 282 and encodes 93 amino acids. Gene Ontology annotation, molecular function: protein dimerization activity; RNA polymerase II cis-regulatory region sequence-specific DNA binding; DNA-binding transcription factor activity, RNA polymerase II-specific. NCBI's taxonomy places the organism in Eukaryota, Fungi, Ascomycota, Sordariomycetes, Diaporthales, Cryphonectriaceae. The transcript is spliced from 2 exons. The record is from RefSeq and is a predicted model, not a curated record. Gene Ontology annotation, biological process: regulation of transcription by RNA polymerase II.